Prorocentrum cordatum is the source of this 1530-nucleotide messenger RNA. Lineage: Eukaryota; Dinophyceae; Prorocentrales; Prorocentraceae. The record is from the annotation of a GenBank genome assembly.
AUGGACGACCUCUACAAGGUCGGGGAGCGCGUGUCCCAGGACGGCGCCAGAGCGGCGGCGGCGAUGGACCCCGCCGCCCUGGAGGCGGCGAUGCGGGGCAACCCAGAGCUGGCCGAGCUCCUCGCGGGCGGCGGCAACAUCGAGCAAUACUUGCAGAGCUAUGAGCAGAUGUUGCAGGAACACGAGGGCAUGCACACGGGCGGCCCCAGGCUGGGCGAGGUCGACGCGGAGGGUGGCAUCACCGUGCGCCCUGACCCGGGCUUCGUCGUGAAGACUCGCGACCAGCAAUCAGGCACGAAGGUCUUCUUGAAUAUCGUGUCAAACGAGCACGUGGAGGCGCCCCACAUGAAGGAGUUCGUGGAGCUCGAGGGCGAGCAGGGAUGCAGGGUGCACCGCGAGGGAACAACGGGAGAUGAUUUCGACAAAAAGAAUGAGCCUUGCGUGACAUACGACUUGGUCGCGAACCCCAAGGUCGUGGAGGACGACCCCACCUGCUCCGGCAACGCGCAGUUCAAGGACACCGUGAUCCAGCUCUGCAUCUCCGCCGUCGCGCAGAAGUACAAGGUGGAGCUGGAUCCACGCUACAAGCUUCCGAAGGUGAAGUACAAAGGUGGCGCUGUGCAGGUCCAGCGGUUGCGGAAACAGCACCAGUCCAAGAUCCAGGAGAGGUCGGGGGCGCGGCCCCGGCGCCUGGGGGCGCCCAGAGGGCCCGAGACGGGGGCGAGGCGGCGCCCCGCUCCGCGCCCCCCCAGCCGAUUUCUGCAUCUACUACUCCAGGCCCGGCGUUCCCGCCGUGGACGGCUUCUCGGAGAAGUGGGGCGUGCAGAAACCGGCGACAUGGUGAGCGCGGAGAAUAUUUGUGGAUAUGAUUUGCCUUGUUACCGUGUGAACGAGUUCCAGGAGAGGAUCCGCGGAACCAUGAGGACGAACCGCGCCGACCGGGAGAGGGCCGAGGAGGCGCGGGAGGACCGAGCGCGGUGCGGCGCCGGGCGAGGCCGAGACGCGGGAGGUGCUGGCGGGCAGGAUCUGCGUGGUGCAGGUGCGGAUGCCGGAUUUGGACCCGCAUGUGCCUGCGCUGAAGCAGUUCGGGGUGGAGGUGAGCGACGAGUGCCUCCGCGUCUCGUUCCCGAUGCUGCCCAGAUCGGGCCGCUCGGCCUACGUGCCGCUGACGGUGUGGUGGCCGAGGCACUUCUGCGCGGCGCAGGCGGAGGCACGCUGGGAGCCGAAAUCGGAUUCCCUGACGGUCUCGCUGCCAACGGACGCCCCGGAGGAGCCGAUCGGCGCAUUCGACCAGGCUCUGCUGAACGCUGUGUUCUGAGCACGCCCAGGCCGCUGGCCAGUGCCCCGCUGGCCCGCGCCGCGGCGCGCUUCUGGGGUGCGCGCCCUGGUAGUCUCGCCGGCGCGGAAUGGCGCAGGCGGCGCGGCGGGCGCAUUCGGCGGCGCAAUCCGAGCCUCUCGGUAGGACCGUGCCGUGUUUGUUCAGUGGCGAUCCCAGCGUGGGCGUCGGAGGUUGCAUACCGCCACGCUUAG